This is a messenger RNA of Symbiodinium sp. CCMP2456, 3831 nucleotides long. NCBI's taxonomy places the organism in Eukaryota, Dinophyceae, Suessiales, Symbiodiniaceae. The record is from the annotation of a GenBank genome assembly.
AUGCUCCUCCUUCCGUCGCAGCCGGGAUCUCCACAGCUUGAAAUUCGGCGGCCACCGAAGAUCACAAAGGAGGUGAAGAUCACUCCGAACUUGAGACCCGGGAAAACAAGGGAUAAGACCAGGCGAAGCGACUUAGAGCAACAUCGGGCUGGAGAUGUCCCACCGCUCCCCAAGUUGCUAGCGGAUGGUCUGCCCCAGUUUCAUGAGAGAUGCUCCGGGGAGGUCUGGCUCGCCGAUGCCUCGGCAGAAGUACGAGAGAUCCUUCCCAUAACCGGAACGCUCGAGCCGCUCCUCGUAGAUCGAACCAAGGCCGAGGCCUCCCUCGUCUUGCCCGUCCCUCCCGUCCCUUCCGUCCCUCCCGUCCCUCCCCUUCCCCCGGCCGCCUCAGCCACUGCGGCUUCGGAAGCUCAGAGCUCGGCCGCUCCGGCUCCCUCGGAGCCGGAGCCUUCGGAGCCGGAGCUUUCGGAGCCCACGAAGGCCCGGCGCGUGGGCGUCGUGAGCGUGGCGAACGCCGUGGCGGCGUCGGGCACGCACAACGUGCUGCUCGGACUCCGGGAUUUUUUCCACCGGCCGGCCCUGGCAGGGUCCAAGUUGAUCGGUAUCCGCAACCUCGCCAAAGUGCACGAGUUCGACAUCGACGACCGCUUUAACUACUUCCUAAACCAGGCAAGGCUACAGCCACAGCCAGCCGGCAGUGACCUCCUGCCGACCAUCCAUAUCCGCUGGAACAACAUGUUGCUGAAACAGGUGACUGAUAUUUGUGACAGCUUGCAGCUGAAUGGCUUGGUCUUCUUGUGCGGUCCCAGCGAGGUGCUAACUAUCGCAAGAAUCACCGAGCACCUCCAGAAGGAGCGGCCCGCCACCACUGUGGCUACUGUCCUUCACAGCGUGAGUGGUUGGGUUACACAACCGGAUUGGAUCCAGACAACCCUAGGCUUCGACAGUGCCUGCGCCGUCCUGAGCGAGGUCGCCGGCAACCUUUCGCUCAGCAGGCAAGCUUUGAACCGUGACAUCUACCACUUCGUUUCCUGCGGCUCGAGCACGCUGACAGUGGAGGUGGCCAUGCAGAUCAGGCCCACCCUCUGCUAUGUUGGCGAAGAGCUCUUGCAGCGCGAGAUGACGUUAGAGAUGAUUCUCGAGGAAAUUGUGGAGGUUAUCGUCACGCGCCACCACGACUACUGUUUGCAUGCCGGCGUCAUCAUGAUUUCCGACGAUUUCUUCCCCAAGCUGUAUCAGACCAGACUGCUCCGUCGCGAGAUGCACAGGCUACGCUGCGAGAAGCCUGCCGAGCUGUGUUCGGAGGAAGUUGCCUUGAGGAUGCUGCCUGAAGCGUUGGCUAAGUACUACGCGCUGCUGCCCUCUGAUGCGCAGAACGCCCUGGUCUUCAGGACCGAUGGGAUUGAUGGCCUUCCGACGUUUCCGUUCAUGGAAGCAGAGCGGGUUGUCGCUGCUCUUGUUGCGAGACGCCUUGCGCUGAGAGGGAAAGAGGGCAAGCGAACCGUCACCUGCUUCGAGCAGCAUCCACAUAGCUUGAGGCACAUUGCUUUGAGUCCGAUGCCGACGGUGUUGGACUGCAAGCUGGGCUACUCAUUGGGUCAUGUUGCAGGGGCACUUAUCGAACAGCAGCAAACGGGCUAUAUGGCGAAUGUUCGAAACAUCCAGAAGGACACCAUCGAUUGGCAGCCAUGUGCGAUCCCUCUGGCACGGCUGCUAAAGCCGUCUCCCGAUGGUCCGCAGCUGGAGCCUAUUGCCAAGCGGCGGCAGUUGAACAAGCAGGAAGAUAACGCUUUCAAGCUCUUCGCGCUGGUGCGCGAGAAGUGGCGAUAUGCCCACAGCUACAGGCAGCCUGGACCGUUGCAGUAUUGGAGCCCGAGUGGUGCCUAUGGCUAUUCAUGGUGGACUUACACACUUCGCGCCGAGCUCUUUGGCACGAAGGACCUCGAGCAUGAGUUGAUCAAGGAAAGCGACGAGUCAGGUUGCGCCGAUCUCCCGGACCCGUCCAAGGAGCCGCAGUACGCGAUUGAGAGUGGAACAAUGCGAUUGGUAAGGAGGCAAAUGAUCAUGCUGUCUCCGCUACAGAAAUCGCGACUUGGGUACCGGCCGAACUUGCCACUGGUGCUGCAGGGGCCCAACCGCCUCGCCGAAGAAUACCGCAAGGGCCGCGUGUGUCCUGAUGAAGAUCUGCUGCGGAAAUGUCUUCCAAGCUUAGCCGGCUCGGGGCACCACAAGGAAGCCAAGUUGGAGGUGAUGCCGGAUCAGGAGCUGAACGUGCUUCAACUGCUGCCGGAGAAACCCAAGCGUGGAAUGACGAGAGAUGAUUCCUUGCAAGGGAUCUCCAGCCACUCAGAAGGGAACCUUCCGGCACAAGACAGCCCUUCAAGCUCUGGCGCUGAUGCCGGCAAAGGCUCGAGCUCGGCGAAGGCCAAUCCGGUGUCGCCCAAGCCGCAAGAACCCAUUUCUCCCCUGCUGGACAAAUUCGACCUGCGUCGAUUUCACCAGCGCAUCGGCCUCGUGCUGAUUGGGCGAUCUGGACCUGGUGUGAACAAUGUCCUCAUGGGCCUCUUCGACUAUCUGCAGGUGUGGAGCGGCACCGUGGUGUGCAUCACCAUGGGCCUCGCUGGGCUUGUGAACGGCUACUCCUUCGAGCUUACCGAGGAGUUGCUGGCUCCGCACCGGAACCAGGGAGGGUGCGACCUCCUGGGUCAGAGCCAGCCCGAGGACAUCGCAAAGCUGGGUGGCGAGCUGCAAUCUUGUGCCAGCACCUGCCGGCGGCUGAAGCUGGAUGGACUUGUGGUUUGGGGAGGUCGAAAUGUCCACUCUUGGACAGCCCGCCUUGCCGAGUACUUCGCCGAGCACAAGGCUCGGACAUGCGUUGUUGGUGUGCCGGCCAGCGUGCAGUCCGACCUGCCAUUAAUCGAGCAGACGCUUGGUUACGACACUGUCUGCAAGCUCUACUCGUCCAUCGUGGGCAAUCUGGCCAUCAAGGCUGCUUCGUCGGGAUCGAUUUGGUGCUUCGUGCGGAUUCCCGGGCGGUCGAUCUCCCACAUUGCGGCCGAGGUAGCACUGCUUACUCAUCCGCACGUGGUGUUGAUGUCGUCAGAUACUGGAAAUGAACAGCUGGGCCUGACGGACGUGACGCAGAUGAUCUGCAAUGUUAUUGAGAUCCGGAGCAAGGAGGGCAACAACAAUGGUGUGGUCCUCGUCCCCGAUCAGCUCCUGGCAUCAGUGUUUGAGAUGAAACAGCUUUUCCGGGAGAUCUACGAGAUCUACACCGCAUGUCCGGAGUGCUUUGCCAACCUGAACACCAAUGGCAUCAUUGACAUGCCUGUCGUUCAGCAUCUCUUGCCGGCGCCCCGGUACUCAAGGUUCAAGUCGAUGCCCGAGCGAGUUCGUGUGCAGAUUUGCCGCGUGGUGGUCGAGGGCGAGUUCUGUCGCGGAGGCAAUAUUGAUCUUGGCACGGUUGAGACAGAGGUCAUCUUCAAAAGCAUGGUGGAGGGCGAGCUCACACGACGCGUGGUCAUGGGCAAGUUCAGGGGCCCCUUCCAGGCCAUUACGUAUUCCCUGCCAUACCAAGCACGUGCAGCACUUCCAAGCAACUUCGACUGUGAUCUCGGAUACACGAUCGGCUACACGGCAGGAACCUUCGUCACGCAGGAGCGGACAGGCGUCUUGGUGGAUGUGACGAAGCUCAAGGAAGACGUCAAGCACUGGGAGGUGUUCGGCACACCCAUCUCGUCGCUCCUCACUUUCCAUGCCAGGGCCUGUGCUCCGGACCUCUGUCAAACUGCUUCCCAACAGACGGCUGUGCACACCGGAACUGAGCUGGGGUGA